Galdieria sulphuraria is the source of this 788-nucleotide messenger RNA. RefSeq lists its product as uncharacterized. The record is from RefSeq and is a predicted model, not a curated record. The transcript is spliced from 4 exons. Bases 112 to 585 code for a protein of 157 amino acids. Lineage: Eukaryota; Rhodophyta; Bangiophyceae; Galdieriales; Galdieriaceae.
ACUGAACAUGACAAAGCUUAGCUGUUCCAAUUCAUUCCAUUGGAAGAAAUCGACUGAGUGAAUGCUUUUCACAACUUCACUCUCUCGUCUGCUGCAGUAGACUUGUUUGGAAUGGGAGUUGCACGCAAUAACUUGACUCUUGCUACAACUAUAUUUUGGUUCCAUUUCAUAUUUCUUCUUUUUGUUUCCGUAGCAGGAAACAGUUGUUCUAUGAAAGGAUUCGAAACUGAAAUACUUCCCUGUGAACUUUGUUCUGCCAUACAACUUGCACAGAUAGCAGAGGAUUGUCAGCAAUGUUGUUCAAAAGAGCUGGGAAGUGAAGACGAUAGAAACUGGCACUUUGUCAAAAUAGAAUUGGUGACCCCGCCCAAGCAGUUUCUAGUUUCCGAAUAUGACGCUCUGAAAGAGUUUCUGGACUCCGAUCGGGUUGGUUCAUUUUCGAACUUUCGAGUUCGGACAACGCAGACUUUGGGUAGACCUUUUUUAAGAGCUUUUACUAGUUUGGAUACUCCAGCCAAAAUCUUUUAUUUAGAAAAGUGGAAGUAUUCUGAUUUGUUGGAAUUUCUGUCCUUUUUGUCAGAAUGAUAACACUAGAGUAUCUUGUUCUAUCUAUACGGAAUUGCUUAAGUGAAAAGAAUCUGAUGAGGAAUAAAAGUCCCUACGCACCCUCCAGAAGCUCAUUGAAGGAAAGAGCCGAAAGCCUCUGCACAAUUAUUUUAUUCUUUUCUUAUCAUCGAAGAUUGGGUUAGAGUGUGUGUGUGUGUGUGCGCGCGCAAGUGUGGGAGUUU